AGGCCGUCCCUGGGUCUAUCCGCACAGCAGAGCACUUUGUCCGUUUCCUAAAACGUUUCCUGGAGUAUCUGAAGUCCCGUCUCAGGGUCCAUCAUGUGGUACAGGAGAGCACCCCGCAGUUCCUCAAAGACAUCUUCGACAAAGUCUGCAUCGACCGCAAGCCCCUCAGGUUCUGUGCAGAGCGGUUACAGUCGCUGCUCCGGACCCUGGAGAUCGCAGACAUCGCAGACUUCUCAGCUAUUACUCUCAUCUCCAACUUUGCUACCCUCGUCAGCACCUACAGCCAAGGUUUCACCAUCAUCAUUGAGCCCUUUGAAGACAGAACUCCCACCAUCGCUAACCCCGUGCUGCACUUCAGCUGUAUGGACCCGUCUAUCGCCAUCAAACCAGUGUUCCAGAGGUUUCAGUCGGUCAUCAUCACCUCUGGGACUCUCUCUCCUCUGGACAUCUAUCCCAAAAUCCUCGACUUCCGCCCUGUUACCAUGGCAUCCUUCACCAUGACACUGGCCAGGACCUGCCUCUGUCCUCUGAUUGUUGGCAGGGGGAACGAUCAGGUGGCCCUGAGCUCAAAGUUUGAGACCAGAGAAGACUUCGCUGUGAUUCGUAACUAUGGCAACCUACUCCUUGAGAUGUCUGCAGUCGUUCCCGAUGGCAUCGUGGCAUUUUUCACCAGCUACGUCUACAUGGAGAAUAUCGUGGCGUCGUGGUAUGAACAGGGGAUCCUGGAGAACAUCCAGAGGAACAAGCUGAUCUUCAUCGAGACUCCGGACGCUGCAGAGACCAGCAUGGCUCUGGAGAAAUACCAGGAGGCCUGUGAGAACGGCAGAGGAGCCAUCCUGCUGUCUGUGGCCAGAGGAAAGGUGUCUGAGGGAAUAGACUUUGUGCACCAUUUUGGGCGUGCAGUCAUCAUGUUCGGGGUGCCGUAUGUUUACACACAGAGCCGCAUCCUGAAGGCCCGGCUGGAGUACCUCCGGGAUCAGUUCCAGGUCAGAGAGAACGACUUCCUGACGUUCGAUGCCAUGCGUCACGCAGCCCAGUGUGUGGGCCGAGUCAUCAGAGGCAAGACCGACUACGGACUCAUGAUCUUUGCUGACAAGCGGUACGCCCGAGCAGACAAACGUGGGAAGCUGCCUCGCUGGAUCCAGGAGCACAUCACAGACGGCAGUCUGAACCUCACUGUGGACGAGGCCGUGCAGCUCUCCAAACACUUCCUGAGGCAGAUGGCCCAGCCAUUCAGACAGGAGGACCAGCUGGGUCUCUCUCUGCUGACUCUGGAGCAGCUGGAGUCUGAGGAGAUGCUGAAAAAGAUCAGUCAGAUCGCUCAUCAGAGCUGAGAGUAGCAUAUAUGCAGUGGAUAAUGUCAUCACCGUGGCAACACCCAUAAUGGGAUCAGCAGUAUUUACAAUGGCAUCCUGAAAAGCAGAGAAAUAAAACGAUUGUUUUGUGACUAUGAUAGAGCACGGUCGCCCAGCAGAGGCAACAUAGGUUGUUAUGGGUUCACUACAUCAGGACAUUCAGACUAUGGGUCAGGAAAUCAGCUCAUCACUAAACAAAAGAAAAAUAGGAUGGAGUGUUUGUCUUUUAUACAAAUGUAACACAUUUAGUGAGAUUCAGGAUGUCUAAACUCUAAACAUCAUUAGGUCAACACGUUGCUUUAACUACAAAUCAAGAUUCCUCUGGGUGUCACUGCGGUCAUAAAGCGUCUGUCAUACAGACAGAACGACUUAGUUUCCUCUAACUGUACAGUCCCAUUUUUUACUGAAUCUGUUUUCCACCAGGAUGUCGGAGAAUAAAUGUUUGUAUCUAACAGAG
Molecule: messenger RNA, 1812 nt
Organism: Gymnodraco acuticeps
Lineage: Eukaryota; Metazoa; Chordata; Actinopteri; Perciformes; Bathydraconidae
Product: general transcription and DNA repair factor IIH helicase subunit XPD
Biological process (GO): nucleotide-excision repair; transcription by RNA polymerase II; positive regulation of mitotic recombination
Cellular component (GO): nucleus
Molecular function (GO): damaged DNA binding; DNA helicase activity; ATP binding
Source: RefSeq, a predicted model, not a curated record